Mastomys coucha (southern multimammate mouse) is the source of this 1376-nucleotide messenger RNA. RefSeq names its product methionine adenosyltransferase 2B (gene Mat2b). Gene Ontology annotation, molecular function: methionine adenosyltransferase regulator activity. NCBI's taxonomy places the organism in Eukaryota, Metazoa, Chordata, Mammalia, Rodentia, Muridae. The coding region runs from base 367 to 1338 and encodes 323 amino acids. The transcript has 7 exons. Gene Ontology annotation, cellular component: methionine adenosyltransferase complex. The record is from RefSeq and is a predicted model, not a curated record. Gene Ontology annotation, biological process: S-adenosylmethionine biosynthetic process.
GGCAAAGUCAACAAGUUCCACCAGGGAGUUGCAGGGUUGGUUUAUUUAUUUAUUUGUUUGUUUUUAGUUCUGCCAUAUGGAUUUCAGUAAUGGAUCCUCUCUUGACUUGCAAUUAAACAUGAAACUUCUCAUUGGGUAGUUUCAAAUCUAGCAGGAGGAAUCAGCUGCUAGCUUACUGCACUGUGGAAAGCUGCACGAGAUUCCAGGAUUGGAAUGGAAAUGCUAAUUUAAAAGGUCAAGCGGAGCUGCGCCUCACGUUUUUCGCGUCCGUGUGCUCCGUGCGGGCGGAGCGAACAAAGACCGGGCCAGAGAAGCCAAACGCCCAGAUUCCUCUCUCCGCCGGUUCCCCAAAAUAGUUCUGGAAUCAUGCCUGAAAUGCCGGAGGCCAUGGAACAGGAGGAAGUGAACAUCCCUAGCCGGCGGGUUCUUGUUACUGGUGCCACCGGGCUUCUUGGCAGAGCAGUUUACAAAGAGUUUCAGCAGAGCAACUGGCACACCGUUGGCUGUGGCUUUCGAAGAGCAAGACCAAAAUUCGAACAAGUGAACCUGUUGGAUUCUGAAGCAGUUCACCACCUCAUUCAUGAUUUUCAGCCUCACGUCAUAGUGCAUUGUGCUGCUGAGAGAAGACCAGAUGUUGUUGAGAGUCAGCCAGAUGCUGCUUCCCAGCUGAAUGUGUGUGCCUCUGGGAAUUUAGCAAAGGAGGCAGCUGCAGUUGGAGCAUUUCUCAUCUACAUUAGCUCAGAUUAUGUGUUUGAUGGCACAAAUCCCCCUUACACAGAAGAAGAUAUACCAAGUCCCCUGAAUCUGUAUGGAAAAACAAAAUUGGAUGGAGAAAAGGCGGUCCUAGAGAAUAAUUUAGGGGCUGCAGUGCUGAGAAUUCCUGUUCUCUAUGGGGAAGUUGAAAAGCUUGAAGAAAGUGCUGUGACUGUUAUGUUCGACAAGGUACAGUUCAGCAACAAGUCAGCAAACAUGGACCAUUGGCAGCAGAGGUUCCCCACACAUGUGAAAGACGUAGCCAGUGUGUGCCGGCAGCUGGCCGAGAAGAGGAUGCUGGAUCCAUCCAUUAAAGGAACCUUUCACUGGUCUGGCAAUGAGCAGAUGACCAAGUAUGAAAUGGCGUGUGCAAUUGCGGAUGCCUUCAACCUCCCCAGCAGUCACUUAAGACCUAUUACUGACAGCCCUGUCAUAGGAGCACAACGCCCCAAAAAUGCUCAGCUCGAUUGCUCCAAAUUGGAGACCUUGGGCAUUGGCCAGCGGACACCAUUUCGAAUUGGAAUCAAAGAAUCCCUCUGGCCUUUCCUCAUCGACAAGAGAUGGAGACAGACCGUCUUUCAUUAGUUUAUGUGUUGUGUAUUUUUUUAAAUGAAAAGUAUAGU